This is a messenger RNA of Oncorhynchus masou masou (cherry salmon), 7443 nucleotides long. RefSeq names its product phosphatidylinositol 4-phosphate 5-kinase type-1 gamma-like. Gene Ontology annotation, biological process: phosphatidylinositol phosphate biosynthetic process. Gene Ontology annotation, molecular function: 1-phosphatidylinositol-4-phosphate 5-kinase activity. The record is from RefSeq and is a predicted model, not a curated record. Gene Ontology annotation, cellular component: plasma membrane. The transcript has 17 exons. NCBI's taxonomy places the organism in Eukaryota, Metazoa, Chordata, Actinopteri, Salmoniformes, Salmonidae. Bases 260 to 2623 code for a protein of 787 amino acids.
AGGCAGACGGAAAAGGGUAAACCCGUGUCUGCAGCAGCAAGUGCAGUCGAACUGAGAGGAUUUGUGCCGCCGACGCGCUGAUAAACACCGCACAGAUGCCUGGCCCUAGGCCAUAACGGAUAUCACCCGACAUUUAUUUUUUAAUAUCAUCGUAUGGUUUAGCUGUAGGACGUCGAAUAACAACCGUUUGGUUUCGCCGAGUCGCGCCAUCGCUGUUGGUCUUUCAUUUGGAGGGCUCGCCCUUUCUCCGGGAGUCUGAAUGGAAGCAGCAGCCGAGGGAGCAGUUGGGCUGUCAGAGGCGAGACCGUUAUCUGGGGCUACAGCAUCAGAGGAUGCGGACACUGUCAUUGGAAUUAGCUACGGAAGGGACAGUGACAUGGACUAUUCUGCUAGAAAAGCACACAUCACAGAGCUGCCUGGUGUCUCGGGUCUACCAGGCCAGGGGAAGAGGAUGGGCCACAGGGGAGUGGACGCGUCCGGAGAGACCACCUACAAGAAGACCACGUCCUCCGCCCUGAAAGGUGCCAUCCAGCUGGGCAUCGGCUACACGGUGGGCAACCUGAGCUCCAAGCCUGAGAGAGACGUCCUCAUGCAGGACUUCUAUGUGGUGGAGAGCAUCUUCUUCCCCAGUGAAGGCAGCAAUCUGACUCCAGCCCACCACUUCCCAGACUUCCGCUUCAAGACGUAUGCUCCUGUGGCCUUCCGCUACUUCAGGGAGCUCUUCGGGAUCAGGCCUGAUGACUACCUGUACUCCCUGUGUAACGAGCCCCUGAUUGAGUUGUCCAACCCCGGAGCCAGUGGCUCUGUGUUCUACCUGACCAAGGACGAUGAGUUCAUCAUCAAGACCGUCAUGCACAAGGAGGCAGAGUUUCUGCAGAAGCUGCUGCCUGGAUACUACAUGAACCUCAACCAGAACCCUCGCACCCUGCUUCCCAAGUUCUUCGGCCUGUACUGCAUCCAAUCUGGUGGUAAGAACAUCCGCAUGGUGGUCAUGAACAAUGUUCUACCGCGCGCCGUCCGCAUGCACCUCAAGUUUGACCUGAAGGGCUCCACGUAUAAACGCUGUGCCUCCAAGAAGGAGAGACAGAAAGCCAAGCCCACCUUCAAAGACCUGGACUUCAUGCAGGACCUACAGGAUGGCCUGAUGCUGGACCAGGAUAUGUACAGCGCUCUGGUCAAGACCCUGCAGAGAGACUGUUUGGUGCUGGAGAGCUUUAAGAUCAUGGACUACAGCUUGCUGCUGGGGGUCCAUAACAUCGACCAGGCAGAGAGGGAGCAGCAGAUGGAGGGAGGAGAGAAGGAUGAGAAGAGGCCCGUGGCCCAGAAGGCCCUCUACUCCACCGCCAUGGAGUCUAUCCAGGGAGGGGCUGCCUGCGGGGAGUCUAUCGAAACAGACGACACGAUGGGAGGCAUCCCAGCAGUCAAUGGGAAAGGAGAGCGUCUACUCCUCUACAUCGGAAUCAUAGACAUCCUGCAAUCCUACAGGCUAAUAAAGAAGCUGGAGCACACAUGGAAGGCUAUGGUUCAUGAUGGGGACACCGUAUCAGUCCACCGUCCUGGCUUCUAUGCAGACAGGUUCUUCAAAUUUAUGAGCAGCACUGUGUUUAAGAAGAGCUCAUCCUUGAAGUCUUCUCCCAUUAAGAAGGGCCGUGUGGGCCUGACGGUGACUAAGUACACUGGCCCCGGGGCCGCCUGGUCAGCCAGCCAGCUGCCCUCUGAGAGAGACGACAACAUCUACGACCUGAGAGGAGCACGCAGCUUCCCCACGCUGGAGGACGAGGGGCGACCAGACCUCCUCCCCUGCACCCCUCCGUCAUUUGAGGAGGCGACCACAGCCUCCAUCGCCACCACGCUCUCCUCCACCACCUCUCUGUCCAUCCCAGAGAGGUCUCCCUCAGACGCUGGAGCAGAGCACCCCCGCUACAGGUACCAGAACAACAGCUCUGAGAGAAGGAGGCACACCCAGUCUGUCAGCCAUGACGGGAGGACUCAGGAGGAGGUGCAUGAGGAGGAGCAGCAGACCAUCACGGUGGAGGUGGAGGUGAAGAGACACGACAGCGAGCCCACCAUCACGGCCCCACAGCCCUCUCCAGAGACCAGUGAGUUACCAGAAGUAGCCUCUGCUGCUGCCUCUCCCCCAGCCUCUGGGGCCGCUGCUGAAGCCUCUGCUGAGACCCCUGGCCCAGGGGCCACUGUCAGUCCCAAGGUUGUGGUUGUGGAGGCUGAGCGGGACCGCCGGGGCAGCACAGUGUCUGGGUCCGGAUGCACCAGCCAAGCCUCACAGGAUGACGAGGAUGACGUGCCAAUCACAGACAUCUACUUUCCCCCUGAAGACAAGACCUGGGUGUACUCCCCUCUGCACUACGGCAGUGAGUCUCAGACCUUGCCGGAUGGGGAAGGGGAGGAGAGCGAGACAGUAAGUAGUAUGAAUUACACCUCCAGUACCAGUGUGUAUUGGCUGGCCCAACCGUCAUGCCCACUCAGUAUGGCCGUGCCAGUUAUGACCAUUUGGUUCCCCCUCCUUUCACCAUGCAACACCCAGCAUGCUGUUCAGUUUCUUCACAACCCUGGGUCUGUCUGGCUGCAUGUGGUUUGGCAACUUGGUACAUGUCUCCUCUGCUAGGGUUGCAAAAUUCCAGUAGCUUUCCCAAAAGUCCCAGGUUUUCCCGAAAUCCUGAUUGGAAAAUUCCCGGAAUCAGAAGGGAAUAAGCAGGAAUAAGCGCCUCCCUACCAGGAUUUCUGGAGAACCAGGGAUUUUUGGAAAUGUAAGCAGAAUUUUGCAACCUACCACCUCCUGGCUCAUGCAUCACCAUUGCCAGAUCCCAAACCCACACAGCUACAGUUGUCAAUGUCAUUUGUUUUUUCUGAAAAACUGACCAACAUAUAAUCGCUUUGACACAUACAGUACAAAGCAGAUGGUCAGAUGAAUAUAGGCAAGUAUGGCAAUAAAUUGAUUUGAUUUGUACAAUUCCUCUAUGAAACCCAAUAACUGUGUUUUCUUUGUUCUUGAGUCCAUAUAAUAUGACAGUAUUGCUCUCAGAUGAUCCUCUUUCAUCCACUCUGCACAAAUGAUCAGAAACGACUGUUAUGAGACACCAUAAUUGAUCCCUUGGUACAAACUCCGUUAUAUUACUGAUGACUUCUAUUUCACUGGAUAUUUUCAGGGUGCCAAAUCCCAUGAAUGUUCUGUAAUUGAGAUUUUAGAUAAAUUAUAAAUUAAACUCUUAUUACUAAAGCUACUAUUACGGCUUUGGAAAGUUGAGCAGACAUAUCCCAUUGCGGGCUUGUAGUUUCCGGCAAGGGUUGGGUGGAGAUGGAUAAGCAAUCACUCAUUUUCUUCUUAAAGAAACAUAUAUGAAUCCAUUGACAAAUGUCAUGAUUAAAGUCUAGGUCACAUUUUUAUUUGGAUAGUCCUAUAUAGAUGGUUAUACUAUCAACAAACUAUCUGUUGAUAAGCAACUGCAUGCUACGGUUAGGGCUAUUGUUAGCCUAGGUUAAAAUAAGGGUAAAGGUUACAUUUAGGGUUAGGAUAAUGGUUAAGGUUAAUAUUAUGGCUAGGGUUAGUGGAUAGUUAGUUGAAAUGCUGUUGACAGUAAUUGAACAGCUACUGAACAUCUACAAACCAUCUACUUGAAACUAUCCAAAUAAAGUGUUACUAAAGGCCAUUCUACUCACCUUGUUAGGAAGAUGAAAUGACCCUAUUACACCCUCUGAGCUUUUUUAUGUGCAGGGUAUUUUAACAAUCCUAAGCUGCAGUAGUUGUAGAAGCUCAGAGCUGUAGCAGGCUGGCUAACCCCUGGUCAAAGCCCACUGCACUCGUAUGUGGCAAGGAAGAAGUGGGUUGAACAAUCACUCCUCCCCCGUCCCAUUAUUCUCCAUAGAGAAGACACACAGAGAAUCGUCACUUCCACGUCCCCCAGGGACAGGAGCUGCCAGAGGAAUAAGUGGAAUCAGAGCCGUGGGACAUGGCAUUACAGUGCCUAGUGGAAGUAGAUUGUCUCCUGGGGUUUGUCUAUGCAUAGAUGAAUACAAAUGUAAAAGCAGUCAUGGAAAAAUGCAUUAUUUAGUUGUGUUGAGGGGAUGUUCAUUUGAGAGGAAAAUACUACAUUUUUCUACCCUCUUAUUUUCACUAUGUCCUCUGACUUUCCCUUUAAAUUAUUGAUAUAGCUUUGAUCAAUAGAUGUGCUUUGAUAAUAGUUAUACCUCAGUUAUAUCGUGCUGUGGGGGAAGAAUAGAUUAUUUUACACUCGACAGGAUUAUGUACCAAAGAUUUACAACUUCUAUUUCUCUCUUUUUUCUCCCCCUCUCCUUCCACCAACCUUAAACACUCCUCCAUAGAGCUGAGAGGAUGAUUCCGUGGAGAGAGGAGCCAUCAGACUGAUCCUCGGGCCUCUGAUUGGCAGGCAGAGGAAGCAUUCCAAUCCAGAACUGUAUUUUAAACCAUGGAUACAAAAACAAAACAGACUAAAUACUGUGAGGAAACCCCCUCGACAUCCCGUAGUCAGUGGUGAUGAUACUGUAUGAUCGAUUCCCCUCCUUUCAACCCACCCCAACUCCAAAUUGCCAUACCAGAAGAAAUGCAGGAACUCAAAUUGCUAGGCUACACAUCUAGCAUGCCCCAUAAAAACAUGGGCAUUGAGGCAACUCUGCUAAUCCUCUCACAUUCCCAAAUGUCGAUACAGUCAAAUGGUCACAUGUAUUUCAUUGAUAUCAUGUUAAUUUAUAUUGUGAUUUUUCUUAGUUUAUUAUUGUUUUUUAAAUCUUUUUUAUUUGUGCACUUUUUUCAGACAUUUUUUAGUACUGUGAAUAUAUUUAGUUAUGUUGUGUGCUUCAAAUGUAGCUCUAGCAGCAAUCUUAACGUCGCUAUCGAAGUGGUACUUUACCGUUAUGUUGAAUGGUAUUUUACCGCUAUGCUGAAUGGUAUUUUACCGCUAUGCUGAAUGGUAUUUUACCACUAUGUUGAAUAGUACUUUACCAUUGGAGAGGGAACACUUUAUUUCCAAUAGAUGAAAAAUGAUCUAUAGAAUGUUUCAGCAAACAUGACUUGGUAAAUCUCAUAAGCCUAAUGUAUUAUUUUACAGGUUUAUUUAUUCGUUGUUAUGUAUUUAUUUUGCCAUUUCUAUCACAGUAUUGCUACAGGCUUCUAGCCUCAAAACCAGAUCAUUGCAACACUAAAUAAGGUUGAGUAUUGUCAAUCAUUUCAAAAUCCUACAUCAUUACAGUCUUCCAGAACCGCCCAACUUUCAGAGAAAUGCAAACAAAUCAUUUAAGCAUAAUGAUUCAUUGAGCUAUGUUAAUGUCAUGAAAUACCAAUAUUUCAGCAGUCAAAACUUGACUCUGAAUGUUAGCUCUGCUGGAGGAGUUUAGGCUAAUGGAUUUGAUUACUUAGGCCAAAACACUCACAGUAUCACGUAUGUCCAGAAUUAAUUAAUACUUCUGUUAUUUAGUAAUAGUUAAUCUAAGAGGGAUUUCACGCUGCUCUUAGACAGCACUUUUAUGUAUCAACCAUCAUCAGAUGUGAAAGUGAGGUCUUCAUCACAAUCAUCUGGUAUAGGAUUAGUGUUAUAGUAUUUAUGUGAAUUCCAUGUUUUAAGGUUUAAGUUGUGUUUUUAUAUGUUUUAUUCCUUUUCUGUUUCACACUUGGCUGUUUAAGUUAGCUGGUGUGUUUGUAUGUCUGCGGGACGGAAGGCGUCAAUGUCAAAACUUGUAAAAUACUGAUCAUUCUAUCAUAAUGUGCAGUGGCCAGUUGUAAUCAGUUGCUGUUGUCCAUGUCAUCAAGAGACCAUAGCAGCAGUAUGUUGUACAGUACAGGUGUAGUCUUAGUUUUAAUUGCCUUAUAUUGAGAAAUUAAAACGUAUCAUAUUGAUGUUUUUUUCAUAGUAGUGCUGUUGUAUUUAUUAUUUUCAAGUCCUUUUUUUCAAUACUGUAGUUGUGAGCCAGAAAAUGUGUAUAUACAAUUAUAAAUACAUAUAUAAAGAUUAUAAAUAUAUUUUCCAUUUGAAUUGGAGAAUAUUAUUUUUAUUUGAUUACAUUUUUUGCUGCUGGCAGGAAAUGAUUAAGAGCUACACAUGAUUUACUGUACCAUGUUCUUCAAGGUGUUGACAUGAUGCAGCUCGAUUUAUGGUUUAUAAAUCACAGCUGUUUUCUUUUUUUUUUGUAUGAUAUCCGUUACUGAAGAGUUGUCAGUUUUACUGUACCAGUUUAGUGUACAUGUUUUCAAAUCACAGUGUGCCCUCCUUUACAGAGACUUAGCAUGGUUUAAAAAUGAAUAUGCAUAUCAGAAAUAUGUAUUUAUGUAUAUCUGUGUAUAUUCAUCUAUUUAUACACAAGGAUAAAUAGAUGGCUGAAUGUCUGUGUGUGUUUGGACUCUUACGAUGAGAAUGAAUAUAAAAUAAAGCAGUUCUAUGUCUAUGAUAUAGUGUAUUUGUCCAUGCUUCCAAAGUUGUCUGGUGACUUCCAUGUCUAUAUUGCUGAUGUUUGCAAGCAAGGGAAUUCCCUCCACGUGUCUCUCUUGUGCUACUGUUCAGCGCAUGCUGUGAAAAACACAAUUGUGCAGUGCUUGAUUUUUGUGUGGCCUUUUCCCCCCUAUUCUGUAAGAAGGGUUACAGAAGAUACAUUUUAAGAGAAGCAUAUUGACUAGCCUAGUAUAGAAUUCAGUAUUUUCAACUGGUGAGAAUAGCAACAUGAUGUUCAAGGCACGCUUCCCAAGAAUAUCUUUCUUUUGAAAUAUGCCAUCUUAUCUGAAGCAAUACUGGUGAAUGAGGAAGGUAUAAAGAAAAUGUUUUAUAACACUACUAUGAUUGGUCCUCAUCAAAACAGAAAUGUUUGAGUCUACCAGUCAGUUGUCAUCUGAGCUAAUUUAUUAUGGUGGGCGUGGCCCACAAGGAGAUCAUACUUACUGGACUGUUUACACUUUACAGCUUUUUGAAAAGUAGUACUGCUAUAACAAUACAAUACAACCGAGGGAAAAUGUUCAAAUGUGUUAUGCAAUCAAUAAUGUUUUUUUAUUAUAUCAAAUAUGAGGUCCAUAAUUUCCCUGUUCUAACAAAAUGUCAUGCAUGCUCUCAAACGCUGUUUGCACUGUUACCUGCCCAUAUAUUGUUACAGCUACGACCGGAAGUGACUUUCAUAGCGGGUUAGGAGAACUUACACAGCAGGUUAGGAGAAUUAACAUAGCAGGUUGGGAGAAUUAGGCUAACGUUAUUAAGGGGUUGGCUUUGGAAAAUGCUCUCCUAACCUGCUACGAAAAUCACUUCCGGGUGUAGCUGUAUCAAAGUGGCGUGAAAAGGGUGUCUCUCAUUGUGGCUACAUGAUCUUGGUUUUGAUUGUUUUUGUCUUUUUGUUAGUAUUUUGCUUGAAUGUUUUACAUAGAGAAAAUAUGCCCUGUGAAAGAGCCCGAGCUAUAUCAGAGUGAAGUGACAUUAAAAUGUAUUGUCAACCGAA